GGCAGGAGUACUUCCGGGUGACGGAGGUCGGCCCCGGCAAGAUGGCGGCCCCCUUGGAGCUCAGCUGCUGGGGAGGUGGCUGGGGGCUCCCUUCGGUGCACAGCGAGUCCCUGGUGGUGAUGGCGUAUGCCAAGUUUUCGGGCGCACCCUUGAAAGUCAAUGUCAUAGAUAACACCUGGAGGGGUCCAAGAGGUGAUGUACCAAUUUUGACGACCGAAGACAGCAUUGUUUCUCAGCCUGCAAAAAUACUAAACUUUUUAAGAAAACAGAAAUACAAUGCUGACUGUGAACUCUCAGCAAAACAAGGGGCAGACACCCUGGCUUACAUCGCCCUCCUGGAAGAGAAGCUUCUCCCUGCCGUGCUUCACACUUUCUGGGUGGAGAAUGACAAUUACUUUGCUGUGACAAAGCCAUGGUUUGCCUCCCGUAUCCCUUUCCCUCUGAGUUUAAUCCUGCCUGGAAGGAUGUCUAGAGGCGCACUGAAUAGGAUCCUCUUGACACGGGGAGAGCCGCCCCUCUACCACAUCCAGGAAGUGGAAGCGCAGAUAUACAGAGAUGCCAAGGAGUGCCUCAACCUCCUGUCAAACAGAUUGGGAACAUCUCAGUUCUUCUUUGGUGACACGCCCUCCACCUUGGACGCCUACGUGUUUGGUUUCCUCGCACCUCUUUAUAAAGUGCGUUUUCCCAAGGUUCACUUACAAGAGCAUCUGAAGCAGCUCUCCAAUCUGUGCCGCCUGUGUGACGACAUUCUGGACAGCUACUUCAGACACGGGCCCGCGGGCAUCUCUCCAGCUGGACAAGAAAUGAUAGACGUGAACCUGCGGAAACUCACACAACUUGUAAAUAAGGAAUCCAACUUAAUUGAAAAGAUGGAUGACAAUCUCCGCCAGAGCCCUCAGCUUCUUCCUCGGAAGCUGCCAACGCUCAAGCUGACUCCAGCAGAAGACGAGAGUAAUUCCUUACAGCGGCUGUCACCCUGACAGUCCCAGCCUGCUGCAGCCAAAGUCUUAGGAUUGUUUGCAGUAGUCGCUUAUACUGAGUGCACGGAGACCAAAAGAAAACUGCCGUAAUAGGUAUAAGGAAGACUGUGAAACAGGAGCUGAACGUGACUUUCUUUUUAAACUAGGGAAGCUUUUAUUUCAUCUUGGCAGUGCAUUUUGAAUGCUAA
Molecule: messenger RNA, 1168 nt
Organism: Arvicola amphibius (Eurasian water vole)
Lineage: Eukaryota; Metazoa; Chordata; Mammalia; Rodentia; Cricetidae
Gene: Mtx3
Product: metaxin 3
Exons: 9
Coding region: 42-980 (312 amino acids)
Biological process (GO): mitochondrion organization
Cellular component (GO): SAM complex
Source: RefSeq, a predicted model, not a curated record